GCAUUUGGGGAGCCGACUGAAUGACAUCACCAUGCGCUCGUCAUGGGCUGGUCUGGAUCCAGGGAAUGGGCUCUGGGAAUAGGAAUGGGAUGUGCCCUGAGGACUCAGAUUGAUGGACUCGGAAACAACAUGCCUACAGGAAGCGGUAUCCCACAGAAGCAAUGAGGGUCUGCUAAUCAGCUCAGAAAUGUCUCCCAAAGGAGUUGGCCAAAGUAAAGUAGAGGAAACCGCUGUACAGGUGGCCGUCCGCGUGCGUCCCCUGCUUCCCAAAGAGAUUUUGCACAACCAUGAGAGUUGCAUCACUGCAGAUCCAGAGGAGAAGAGGGUCACCCUAGGCAAUGGCCGCCACUUCCACUGUGACUUUGUGUUUGAGGAGAGCUCUACACAGGAGGAUGUGUAUAGAGACUGCGUUCAACCUCUGAUCGAGGCCUUCUUUAAUGGUUUCAAUGCCACGGUUUUUGCCUAUGGGCAGACCGGCUCGGGCAAAACCUACACCAUUGGAGAAGCCAACAUUUCUGCUUUUAGGGAUGACGAGCAGGGCAUCAUUCCCAGAGCCGUGGCCGAGGUCUUCAAACUGCUGGAUGAGAAUGACCUCGUUGACUUCUCUGUUCGAGUGUCGUACAUGGAGGUUUACAAAGAGGUCUUCAGAGACCUUUUGGAAGUUGAGACGGCCAGUAAAGACAUACAUAUUCGAGAGGAUGAAAGGGGCAACAUAGUGCUUUGUGGUGUGAAGGAAUGUGAAGUGGAGGGACUUGAUGAGGUGCUGAGUCUCUUAGAGUCAGGAAAGACGGCCCGUCACACUGGGGCCACCCAGAUGAACCCCAAAUCCAGUCGCUCUCACACCAUCUUCACGGUGCUCAUGGAACAGAGGCGUGGAGGUUCCCGAGCAGCAUCCGGGACUGUGCAGAUCCUCUCUUCCAAGUUCCAUUUUGUGGACUUGGCUGGAUCAGAGCGAAUCCUCAAAACCGGCAACACCGGUGAACGGCUCAAGGAGAGCAUUCAGAUCAACAGUGGACUUCUCGCUCUCGGAAAUGUCAUUGGAGCGCUUGGGGAUCCCAAAAGAAAAGGCACCCAUAUUCCAUACAGGGAUUCCAAAAUCGCCAGGAUUUUAAAGGAUUCUCUUGGAGGCAACGCCAAAACCCUCAUGAUUGCCUGCAUAAGCCCUUCAUCCUCAGACUUUGAUGAGAGCCUAAAUACACUCAACUACGCCAAGCGGGCUCGUAACAUCCAGAACCGAGCCACAGUCAACUGCCGGGGGGAACCUGACCGCGUCGAGGGCCUUGAACUCCAGAUCAAAGCGCUAAGACGAGCUCUCGAAAACCGCCAGCGCUCUGAAACCCGUAUCAUCGCUCGUUCCGACCCCGAGAAGAGACUUCGGCCCUUUGAGCUUUUGGACGUGAGAAAGCUCCAAGCAGAGAGCGCCCACUACCGGACGUGCACAGACUCGGCCUACAGGCUUUUGACGGAGCUGCAGGGGGAAGGAACUCUGAACGCAGGUCAGCUCUUGCGGGUGAAAGAGUGGCUUUGUGCCGUUGAGGAGGAACGCAGCGGCUUGACCUCGGCAUCGGGGCUGGACAGCGGCAUUGAGAGCAGCUCUACUGAGGACAGCACUGCGCUAAAAAGAGGGCGGGCAGCAUUGAACAACCAGCGGUGGGAUUUAUUUAUGCCAAAGGAUCCUGACCAUGUCAAUAAGGAUUGGAACCGAGAGGACUACAUUUCCCAGCUGCAAGCCCAGAUACAGCAACUAGAACAAGAAAACACUGAUUUUCUUGCUGCUCUGGAAGAUGCCAUGGAACAAUACAAACAACAGAGCGAUAAGCUACAAGAGCAGCAGGAUCUAAUAGCAGAGCUUCACAGUCUGUUAGCCCAGCCUGGUGGAGUGGGAUUGCUCCACCUGAAACAGAGACCUCACACUGCUCCUAUCCACUCACUGCUGCUGACAUCCGACAGCUCCGGCAGCCUCACUCCUCCCUGCGACAGUGAUGUGGGCAGAAGCCUCGCCAGACAGGUUGAAAUGGGUCCGUCAGUGGACAGCAGCUCAUUUUCAGACCAGACCCAGUGGGACAGCGGACAUGGAAACGCAUACUAUGAAACUUCUGGAAAAGGAGUGAACAGAGAUGAAGACGGACAUGUUCAAACCACCAGAGAUAAACGCAAGUCUAUGAAUGUAACCUGGACGAAAAAAGAAGCUCCAUUGCUCCAAGGAUCCUCUGCCAGGGCUCCGCUGCCUCAGGCUCUUGGGCUUGGCCAUCCUCUGGGAAUACAAUGCACUAGACGCACAUCUAACAGCAGCAUUGGCGAGAGCUCUGUGUGGGAGAGCGUGAGAGGUUUUGGAGGUGAGUUCUGCUCGGAGAGAGGGCUUCUCCAGGCACAGCAGAAGAUCAGGGAGCUCUCCAUCACCAUCCGCAUGAAGGAGGAACUCAUUAAAGAGCUGGUCAAAACAGGUAAGGAUGCCCAGGCCUUGAACAGGCAGUACAGUUGUAAGAUCACUGAGCUGGAAGCCGAGGCGGAGCAGGCCCGUGCGGAGCUUACAGAGGCACAAAAGCAGCUCCAGGACCUGGAGGUUCAGGGUGGCCGUAAUGGCGCUGACCGCUCUAAAGCUCAGGAGUGCAGGAGGAAAAUCGCAGCUGCUCAGAGCAAAGUUCAGGUGUUGAAGCAGAAGCAGCGGGACACUGCGCAGCUGGCCUCCCUGUCUGCACAGAGCGAGCGCCGUGUGCAGGAGCUGGAGAGGAACGUACACAACAUGAAGCAGCAGCAGGACCUUCUGCAGCGCCGCCUGCGAGAGGAGAGCCAGCAGAAGAGACGGCUGGAGAGCGAGAUGCAGAAAGGAAAGCACAGAGUCAAGGAGCUGGAGAUAAAGAACGAACAGCAGCAGAAAAUUCUGAGGAUUAAGACGGAGGAAAUCGCUGCCUUCCAGCGACAGAGGAGAAGUGGAAGUAACGGCUCGGUCGUAUCACUAGAGGAACAGCAGAAAGAACGCACCGGUGAGCUCAGCAACACCAAAAGACCCGGAAGACCACGGAAAACAACUGUGGUGGAUGACCGAAGAAUUCUCUCCUUGGUGAAGAAACACUCUCCAGGAGGUAGGUGUUUGUGUGUCAAAGUCAACAAUCAAGAGAAGACUUCACCAGAACGGACAUUUCAAACCACCAGAGAUAAACGCAAGUCUAUGAAUGUAACCUGGACGAAAAAAGAAGCUCCAUUGCUCCAAGGAUCCUCUGCCAGGGCUCCGCUGCCUCAGGCUCUUGGGCUUGGCCAUCCUCUGGGCAUACAAUGCACUAGACGCACAUCUAACAGCAGCAUUGGCGAGAGCUCUGUGUGGGAGAGCGUGAGAGGUUUUGGAGGUGAGUUCUGCUCGGAGAGAGGGCUUCUCCAGGCACAGCAGAAGAUCAGGGAGCUCUCCAUCACCAUCCGCAUGAAGGAGGAACUCAUUAAAGAGCUGGUCAAAACAGGUAAGGAUGCCCAGGCCUUGAACAGGCAGUACAGUUGUAAGAUCACUGAGCUGGAAGCCGAGGCGGAGCAGGCCCGUGCGGAGCUUACAGAGGCACAAAAGCAGCUGCAGGACCUGGAGGUUCAGGGUGGCCGUAAUGGCGCUGACCGCUCUAAAGCUCAGGAGUGCAGGAGGAAAAUCGCAGCUGCUCAGAGCAAAGUUCAGGUGUUGAAGCAGAAGCAGCGGGACACUGCGCAGCUGGCCUCCCUGUCUGCACAGAGCGAGCGCCGUGUGCAGGAGCUGGAGAGGAACGUACACAACAUGAAGCAGCAGCAGGACCUUCUGCAGCGCCGCCUGCGAGAGGAGAGCCAGCAGAAGAGACGGCUGGAGAGCGAGAUGCAGAAAGGAAAGCACAGAGUCAAGGAGCUGGAGAUAAAGAACGAACAGCAGCAGAAAAUUCUGAGGAUUAAGACGGAGGAAAUCGCUGCCUUCCAGCGACAGAGGAGAAGUGGAAGUAACGGCUCGGUCGUAUCACUAGAGGAACAGCAGAAGAUAGAGGAGCAGAAACGCUGGCUUGAUGAGGAAAUGGAGAAGGUUCUGGGUCAACGGCGUGGCCUUGAUGACCUGGAAGGAGAGCUGACCAAGAGAGAGGAGAUCUUAGCCAAAAAAGAGGCCUUGCUCUUGGAACGCAGUGGCUUGGAAUCCAAAAAGCUCCGCUCUAGUCAGGCUCUCAGUAAAGACCUGCUGACCUUGUCGAGCCGAAUCGAGUCUCUGGAACGAGAGCUCACUGAGAGGAACGGUCUUCUGCGUAGUAGCAGUGCUCAGGACUCUCAGCAGAUCAGACAGGAGAUCUCCAACCUCCGGCAGGAGAAGGACCAGCUCUUCAAACAGAGGGUGGAGCUGGACGACAAACUGAGACAGGGCAACCUGCUCUCUCCUGAGGAAGAGCGAACACUGUUCCAGUUGGACGAGGCCAUUGAGGCUCUGGAUGCUGCUAUCGAGUACAAAAACGAGGCGAUCACCCAGAGGCAGAGGCAGUUGCGGGCGUCAGGGAGCAUGCUAACCCAGUGGGAGAUGAACCUGAUGGCCAAACUCUCCAACCUCUCCGGCUCGGAAACUAAAGCUCUGCUUUGUAAAUACUUUGAUAAGGUUGUGUGUCUUCGAGAGGAAGAACGGAGGCUGCAGCUGGCUCUAGCUGAGCUGGAGUUGAGAGUCGAGGAGCAGCAGAAUUUGGUUGUGUGGUUGGAAGCAGCUCUGGAAAGACAGCAGCUCGAGGCGGAUCGCAGACUCACCCAGCAGCAGAAAGAACACGAGAGAAACAUCCAGCUUCUGCUGCAGCAGUGCCGAGAGCAAAUGGAUGAGGGUCUGGCUGGUAGACAGCGGCAGUAUGAGUGCUUGAUCCACAACCUCAGCAAAGAGCUUAACUUCUGCAAAAUAGCAAAUCAGGAGCUGAACAUCAAACUGAGGGAAAUGUGUGGCCAUGUGAGUUUUGCUGGAGAACAAAGCAAAGGUGAGAACUGA
Pimephales promelas (fathead minnow) is the source of this 4951-nucleotide messenger RNA. Lineage: Eukaryota; Metazoa; Chordata; Actinopteri; Cypriniformes; Leuciscidae. The record is from RefSeq and is a predicted model, not a curated record.